UAUAAAUUGGUUCAACGCAAAACUUGGAAUUAAAAACCUGAAACUGAGAGUUGUGCUCCGGCCUCUCUCAUGGCGACAAAAACCAAAAUCCUGAGCUAUUUAUUCAUCGUCUUUUUGUGUUGAUUGGGCUUUACAACGUCAAUUGGGGCAAAUUUGUGUGUGAUUUACGGAAUGGUGUAAUAGUGGUAUUAUUGUCUGCAGCGAUCUCGACAAGUCUUCACUGGUACUAUCACUUCGAGGGGUUGAUUCAGACGAAGGAAAAAUCAUGCCUGAAUUCGUUGAUGAGGGAUGUGACUGGUGUGACCGUGAUCAUCAGCUUAAUUGCAACUGGUAUUGUGCUACACAAUAUUGAAGGUUCUUGUGAGAGGUUUCCUGUUUCCCAAAGGUUCAAACUUGUAGAUUUGGUGGGAAAGCUUUACACUCAUAGGAAUGUGCUACAGAAAGACUCGAUUAACCUUGAACACAAAUUUGAUCAGUUGAGAAGUCUCAACAAAGCACAUGAAGAGCUUCCUCCAGAAAGAAUGCUAGUUACUGAAAGGACUCAAGAGAGAAUGCUAGUUCCUAAAAGGACUCAAGACAAAAUGCUAGUUGCUGAAAGGACUCAAGAAAGAAUGCUAGCUCCUAAAAGGAAGAAGAAUGGAGGACUGUCAAAAUGGGAGAGAAGGCUGAACCAAAUAUUGAAGUUGAUAAAGCAAAGUCAGUGUUGGCUACUAAGACAUUAAAAUUUGAUCCAAAAAAAAAAAAA
Molecule: messenger RNA, 745 nt
Organism: Quercus robur (English oak)
Lineage: Eukaryota; Viridiplantae; Streptophyta; Magnoliopsida; Fagales; Fagaceae
Exons: 3
Coding region: 282-722 (146 amino acids)
Source: RefSeq, a predicted model, not a curated record